CCUUGAGAACGAGGUUGAACAUUGUAAAAGUGAUCGUGAGGGUACGUACUUGUGUCACUCAGAGUGGUCUUGUUGCAAAGGUUACUGUGAUAUUUUCGUUUCAAAGAUGGGGAAUCGAGGUAUGGAAGACCUUAUUCCCGUUAUGAACAAAAUCCAAGAUGCGUUCGCUCACAUUGGGCAGCCAUCGAACGUAGAUUUACCGCAGAUCGCCGUCGUCGGAAGUCAAAGUGCCGGCAAGAGUAGUGUGUUAGAAAACUUUGUGGGCAGGGACUUUCUUCCGAGAGGAUCUGGAAUCGUCACAAGAAGACCGCUGAUACUGCAACUCCAUCCGGCCAAGACAGAGUGGGCAGAAUUUCUCCAUUGCAAGGGAAAGAAAUUUGUUGAUUUUGAAGAAGUGAGAAAAGAGAUUGUUGCAGAGACUGACCGAGAAACUGGCAGCAACAAAGGAAUCUCAUCAAUACCAAUUAACCUACGAGUUUAUUCUCCUCAUGUAUUGAAUUUGACGCUAGUAGAUCUUCCUGGUAUGACAAAAGUUCCUGUAGGCGACCAGCCUCCAGAUAUCGAAAUGCAGAUUAGAAGUAUGUUGUUUCAGUUCAUCACCAAACCAAACUGCUUGGUGCUAGCAGUGUCUCCUGCAAACUCAGAUCUGGCAAACUCUGAUGCAUUAAAGAUUGCAAAAGAGGUUGAUCCUGAGGGAGUGCGAACAAUUGGAGUGAUAACAAAGUUAGAUCUCAUGGAUGAAGGAACAGAUGCCAGAGAAAUUCUUGAGAACAGAGUCCUCCCCUUAAGAAGAGGUUAUAUUGGUGUGGUAAACAGAAGCCAGGCAGACAUUGAUGGUAGAAAAGACAUUAAAUCAGCCCUCGCCUCUGAGCGAAAAUUUUUUCUUAGUCAUGCAUCCUACAGGAUGAUACAGCAAUUCAGUGGAGAUUUUGAGAAAGCCAUUGAAGGGUCUGGUGAUUCAAUUGAUACCAAAGAACUCUCAGGUGGAGCAAAAAUCAACAGGAUAUUUCAUGAGAGGUUCCCAUAUGAGUUAGUUAAGGUGGAAUUUGAUGAGAAACAGCUCAGAAAGGAAAUUAUGUUUGCCAUCAAGAACAUCCAUGGUAUCAGGGUUGGUCUUUUCACUCCUGAUAUGGCCUUUGAAGCAAUAGUAAAGCGGCAAAUUGACAAACUGAGGAGUCCAGCAGUGAAGUGUGUGGAUAUGGUUAUGUCUGAAUUAACCAAUGUCAUCAAGAAAUGUACAGAUCCGAUUGACAAAUACCCUUUACUGAGGGACCAGGUGGAGAAAAUUGUUGUAGAACAUGGAAGAAAGGGAGAGGCCAAAUCUAAAGACCAGGUCAAAACAUUUAUUGAUAUGGAGCUUGCAUACAUUAACACAAAUCAUCCUGAUUUUAUUGGUUAUGCAGCAGCAUCAAGUACAUCCAAUCCUGGUGAAAAAAAAACAAAAAGAACUAUCUCCAAUCAGGUGAUUAGGAAAGGUUGGCUCACAAUAAGCAAUACAGGAUUUAUGAAGGGAAUCAGCAAAGAGUACUGGUUUGUACUUACAGCUGAAUCGCUUUCAUGGUACAAGGACGAGGAGGAGAAGGAACAGAAAUAUCAAUUGAGAUUGGAUAAUGUGCGCCUGCGUGAUGCUGAGGCAGGAUUCAUGUCCCGAAAAGCUGCCUUUGCUAUCUUCAAUCCUGAUCAAAAAAACUUAUUUAAAGACCACAAAGCGUUGGAGCUUGCAGGAGAGAACCAGGACGUUAUAGACAGUUGGAAAGCCUCGUUCCUUCGAGCCGGAGUGUACCCUGAGAGAGACACAUCGGAGGAUAAGGGCUUGCAAGGUGAGAUAGGCACCUUAGAUCCUCAGAUGGAACGUCAAGUGGAAACCAUCAGAAACUUGGCGGAUUCUUACAUCAAGAUCGUCAGCAAAACUGUCCGGGACCUCGUCCCUAAAACUGUGAUGUUCUUCAUUAUAAAUAAUGUGAAGGAAUUCAUUGGUCAGGAGCUGUUAGCCCAUUUAUACUCGGGUGGGAAUCAGAAUGACUUGAUGAAAGAAAGCGAAGCUGAAGUCGUUCGUCGGGAGGAAAUGCUGCGCAUGUUCCACAGUUUGAAGGAAGCUCUACGGAUUAUUAGCGAUAUAGACGCGAAUACCGUGACCACAUCGCUGCCACCUCCUGUCGACACAGGGGACCGUGACUUACUCGAUUCAUACAAGCCUCCCGGAAGCACUAGACAACCUCCUGUUCCUAGGGCAGGUCAUCCGAGUCCUACCCCACCGUCUCGACCGUCCCGUCCCGUUCCAGGCGUACCAUCCCGACCAGACAGUGCUCCUUCUGUACCCAGGAGACCUAAUGCGCCAGGCAAACCGGCUCCUCCUCCACCAAUACCUGGUCGGCCUCCUGUGCCAUCAAGACCUUGAAUGUCACGCAACUGCAUCAGCAUCGAACCCGCUUGUCCUGCAAGAUGUAUUUUCUCAUUCUUCGAUUACUAUUUUGUGUAAAUGUACCUGAAGUUAGGCAUACCAAAUUUUUUAAUUGAUCAUCGACUUGACGGCAAAUUUUUUGGCAAAAACUUUAAGAAUAUAUUUGCAAAAGGAAAAGUUCAUCCUUCACAUUACUCCUAAGUACCACCUAGAAGACCGUACUUUAAUUGUUUCCCACCUCUAACACGUGGUGUUUGGUGAAAUCGUCCCAUUUAUAAUAAUUCCGAAAGGUACGCUGUACUAUGAUCAGAACGACUGGUCAAUUGGCUUAGUUUGAUUUAGUCAGUAUAUAUAGUUAAAUAGGUAGGUUUGUAUAAUUACGUUUUUGGAGAUGAAGCCCUGAAAGGCUUGAUGGAUGGAAGGGGGAUUUCUUUGGCGGCAGGCUUAAACGAACGAAGAAAUGACUGAAUAAAAAAAUUCGUUUUUUCUUGUACUCGUGGUAUGACUGACGUAACUCGAUUAUUGGCCUUCAUAAUUUCGCUUUAGAUUGGUAUUAGAAUCGAGUCAAGCUUGAAAUUUACCUUCCUGAUACAUAUACGUUUGUUUAGAAUACACACUUAAAAAUGAUGGUUUCGAAAUUUACGUAGUUAUAAACUAAAUCGAGAACCAUACUUGUAGUUGUAGACAUUUGAAAGGUUCACCAACUUUGUACACUCCUAAACAUCUGGCAAUGUUUGCUCCUUGAUCCGGCUUCAUUAUUCGUGGUUGGUUUUGUUUUUUAACACUCACUGAGUUGAAAAGCGCUGAAAAGGCUUGCUCGAUUAUCUUCAAAGUGUAGCCGGUUCAGUAACUAACAAUAUUUAGUAACAGAGAAAAGAUGGCGAGCUCGAGGCACUUGACUCGCUUAGCAAUGUAAUGCGCCUGAAGACUUGCAUGUUGUGAUUUAAUCAUGCAACGAUUAGUCGUAAUUUUUCAGUAAAUAGAAAAGUACCCAAUAAAUUCAUAUACAUGGAGAACUCAACAACUAA
This is a messenger RNA of Pocillopora damicornis (cauliflower coral), 3429 nucleotides long. RefSeq names its product dynamin-1. Gene Ontology annotation, cellular component: plasma membrane; microtubule; cytoplasm. Gene Ontology annotation, biological process: receptor internalization; synaptic vesicle budding from presynaptic endocytic zone membrane. NCBI's taxonomy places the organism in Eukaryota, Metazoa, Cnidaria, Anthozoa, Scleractinia, Pocilloporidae. Gene Ontology annotation, molecular function: GTP binding; microtubule binding; GTPase activity. The record is from RefSeq and is a predicted model, not a curated record.